Molecule: messenger RNA, 198 nt
Organism: Cooperia oncophora
Lineage: Eukaryota; Metazoa; Nematoda; Chromadorea; Rhabditida; Trichostrongylidae
Source: the annotation of a GenBank genome assembly
AUGAAAUCAAUACUGAUGACAAUCAAUUACAAUUUGGCUGUUUCAACAUCGAAACCAUGGACGCUGUUCAAGUUGUUGCUAAAAUGGCGAGGCAGCAUCUGGAAAGCGGUCAUACUCGAAUUGGUCGUUUGGCUAAUGUUUUACGGUAUUCUCAGUAUCAUCUACAGAACGGCCAUGUCACACGAACAACAAAGGUGA